Carya illinoinensis is the source of this 3385-nucleotide messenger RNA. Its product is annotated as DExH-box ATP-dependent RNA helicase DExH1. The record is from RefSeq and is a predicted model, not a curated record. Gene Ontology annotation, molecular function: RNA binding; ATP binding. The coding region runs from base 4 to 3102 and encodes 1032 amino acids. The transcript has 16 exons. Gene Ontology annotation, cellular component: intracellular anatomical structure; nucleus. Lineage: Eukaryota; Viridiplantae; Streptophyta; Magnoliopsida; Fagales; Juglandaceae.
UAAAUGUCUCCGCACUCAUUCGGUGUUAACUACCGCUGCUACCACAUCCUUUCCAAACUCCUUUUCCUCGUGCCGCGACUUUCAAUCUCUUCUCGGCUUCAAAUCUCUGCUCUUCCCAUGUCUCACCGGCCCAAUUUCCAAGGCGGUCGCCGGGGAGGCCCCAACUCCGGGAGAAGAGGUGGAGGCCGCCGUGGUGGUGGCGGAGGAGGCCGCGGUGGGGGACGCGGGGAGCAGCGGUGGUGGGACCCUGCCUGGCGAGCUGAGCGCCUGAGACAGAAUGAAGCCGAGAUGGAAGUUCUUGAUGAGAAUGAAUGGUGGAGUAAGAUGGAGCAGAUGAAAAGAGGAGGGGAGCAGGAGAUGAUAAUUAAGCAUAAUUACAGUCGUGCGGACCAGCAAACCCUAUUUGACAUGGCUUAUCAGCUGGGGCUUUACUUCCAUGCAUACAAUAAAGGGAAGGCUCUUGUUGUCAGCAAAGUUCCAUUGCCAGAUUACAGGACAGAUCUUGAUGAACGUCAUGGAUCCACACAGAAAGAGAUCCGAAUGUCCUCAGAUAUUGAGAGGAGAGUUGGCAGUCUUUUGAAUAGUUCAGAGUCUCAGCAGGCAGUGCCUAUUAAUGAUUCUUCUGGGACACCCGCUCGAGCAGGCAAUAAAUCAUCAGCUGGUGGCAAUGUAGGAAAGUCUGACUCUUUGUUGGAUAUUGAUUCUGCUAAGGAGAAGUUCAGUCUCGAACUUAAGCAAAGGCAAGAAAACAUGAAGGCAAGUAAUUCUUUAAGGGCAAUGCUAUCAUUCAGAGAAAAGCUUCCUGCAUUCAAAGUGAAAUCUGAGUUUCUGAAAGCUGUUGCAGAAAACCAGGUAUUGGUAGUUUCAGGGGAGACAGGCUGUGGCAAAACAACUCAGCUCCCUCAGUUUAUUCUAGAAGAUGAAAUAUUCUGUCUGCGUGGUGCUGAUUGCAGCAUAAUGUGCACCCAACCCCGUCGUAUAUCAGCUAUUUCUGUUGCAGCUCGUAUAGCUUCCGAAAGGGGGGAGAGUCUUGGUGAAACUGUUGGCUAUCAGAUCCGCCUAGAGGCAAAGCGCUCUGCUCAAACACGGUUGCUAUUUUGUACCACUGGAGUAUUACUUCGACAGUUGGUUCAGGAUCCAGAGUUAACUGGUGUGAGCCAUCUGCUAGUGGAUGAAAUCCAUGAAAGAGGCAUGAAUGAAGACUUUUUAUUAAUAAUUCUGAAUGACCUUCUUCCUCGCCGUCCAGAUUUACGUCUUAUUCUAAUGAGUGCUACCAUCAAUGCCGACUUGUUCUCCAAAUAUUUUGGGAAUGCCCCAAUUAUACAUAUACUGGAAUUGACUUUCCCUGUGGCUGAGUUUUUCCUAGAGGAUGUGUUGGAGAAAACUCGUUAUAAUAUCAAGUCAGAGUUUGACAACGUUGAGGGGAAUUCGAGGAGAAGGAGACAGCAAGAUUCUAAGAAGGAUCCUUUAAUGGAAUUAUUUGAGGAUGUUAAUAUUGAUUCUUACUACAAAAAUUUUAGUACAUCUACAAGAAAGUCUCUUGAAGCUUGGUCUGGUUCACAGCUUGAUUUGGGCCUGGUGGAAGCAACAAUUGAAUAUAUUUGUCGCCAUGAAGGUGAUGGAGCUAUUCUUGUAUUCCUUAUGGGCUGGGACGACAUUUCCAAGUUACUUGACAAAGUUAAAGGAAACAGCUUCCUUGGUGAUCCCAGCAAGUUUCUUGUCCUUCCCCUACAUGGUUCAAUGCCCACCCUUAACCAACGUGAGAUAUUUGAUCGCCCUCCCCCUAACAAGAGGAAAAUUGUGCUGGCAACAAAUAUUGCAGAAAGUAGUAUCACUAUAGAUGAUGUUGUGCAUGUCAUAGACUGUGGAAAGGCAAAGGAAACUAGUUAUGAUGCUCUGAACAAACUGGCUUGUCUGUUACCAUCAUGGAUAUCUAAGGCUUCUGCGCAUCAGAGAAGAGGUCGUGCUGGCCGUGUGCAACCUGGAAUUUGUUAUAGACUGUAUCCCAAAAUGAUCCAUGAUGCAAUGGUUCAGUAUCAGUUGCCUGAAAUUCUCAGAACACCUUUGCAAGAGCUCUGCCUGCAUAUCAAAAGUUUGCAGCUUGGAACUGUUGGAUCAUUUUUGGCAAAAGCACUUCAGCCACCAGAUACUCUUGCUGUGCAAAAUGCAAUUGAACUUCUUAAAACAAUUGGAGCCGUAGAUGAUAUGGAGGAGCUUACGCCACUUGGUUGCCAUCUUUGCACUCUACCGUUGGACCCAAAUAUCGGGAAGAUGCUUCUUAUGGGAUCUAUCUUUCAAUGCCUCAAUCCUGCCUUAACAAUUGCAGCUGCACUUGCACAUCGUGACCCAUUUAUCCUACCAAUAAAUAGGAAAGAGGAAGCUGAUGCAGCAAAAAGAUACUUUGCUGGUGAUUCUUGCAGUGACCACAUAGCACUUCUUAAAGCUUUUGAAGGAUGGAAGGAUGCAAAACGUAAAGGAAAGGAAAGAGCAUUCUGUUGGGCUAACUUCUUAUCCCCAGUAACCUUGCAGAUGAUGGAGGAUAUGAGAAUGCAGUUUCUAGAUCUAUUAUCAGACAUUGGUUUUGUAGACAAAUCAAGGGGUCCUAAUGCUUACAAUCAAUACAGCCAUGAUUUAGAGAUGGUCUGUGCAAUCCUUUGUGCUGGACUCUACCCAAACGUAGUGCAGUGCCAAAGAAGAGGAAAGCGAACGGCAUUCUACACUAAAGAAGUCGGGAAAGUUGACAUCCAUCCUGCAUCUGUCAAUGCAGGGGUUCAUCAAUUCCCUCUGCCUUACAUGGUUUACAGUGAAAAAGUGAAAACGACCAGUAUCUAUGUCCGAGAUUCCACAAAUAUAUCAGAUUAUGCUCUACUUCUUUUCGGUGGUAAUCUCAUCCCUAGCAAAACUGGGGAGGGCAUUGAGAUGCUUGGUGGUUACCUACAUUUCUCUGCAUCAAAAAGCGUUCUAGAGUUAAUACGGAAAUUGCGUGGUGAACUCGAUAAGCUUCUGAAUAAAAAGAUCGAGGAACCAGGGUUUGACAUUUCUAUGGAGGGAAAAGGAGUAGUUGCUGCUGCGGUUGAAUUAUUGCACAGUCACAACGUAUGAUACUAAAUUCGGAUCAUUUUCCAAAACUAACACCGUUAAAUCUGAGUCAUAUUCUUCUUCUUCUUCUUCUUUUCUUCUAGAAUUAGAAAGUCCAAUGCAACAUAAAAGGCAGAUUCUGCCGCCGAUAGUUUUGGGCAUUAGGAUAUAUAUGAAUUUGUUCGGUCGCUGUGAUACUGAUUCGUUUUUUUUUUUUGGGUUUAUGUACCCAAGAUUGCGUGGAACAUGUUUUAGGGAUCUCCGUUUGUAUUAUCUAUAAUAUUUAUACAGGUUGCAAGAUUUUCAA